UGUUUCUUUUCUGGCUAGGUCUUAACCCUGCUCAUCGGGACUCCCUGUCUGGUUUCGAGCUUGGACCUCGACAGCACAAGGAAAUGGAGCUCAGUGGCGUGUAAUGGAAAGCACAUGGACAGGUCCACGUCCUGGCAUUUAGGUGCUAAGAGAUGGUGCUUGUGGGGUUCAUCUCUGCCUGAGAAUCGGGUGCUCUAGGCGCCAGAAAAGCCAACUCCGAUCCUGGGAUCGCUGCUUGAACAAGCCUUCUCUUCCAGCCAGUGCAGCCCAACAACCAAACCAGCCACUUUCUCUUAAUGAUGGGUAUUGGUAAAAACACUACAUCCAAGUCCAUGGAGGCUGGGAGUUCAACGGAAGGCAAAUAUGAAGACGAAGCGAAGCACCCCACUUUCUUCACCCUCCCGGUGGUGAUCAAUGGAGGCGCCACGUCCACUGGUGAACAGGACAAUGAAGACACAGAGCUCAUGGCGAUCUACACAACAGAAAACGGCAUUGCAGAAAAGAGCUCUCUGGCCGAGACGUUGGAUAGCACUGGCAGUCUAGACCCCCAGAGAUCGGACAUGAUUUACACCAUAGAAGACGUCCCUCCCUGGUACCUGUGCAUAUUUCUGGGGCUGCAGCACUAUCUGACUUGCUUCAGCGGCACCAUCGCGGUGCCCUUUCUGCUGGCCGACGCCAUGUGUGUGGGGUACGAUCAGUGGGCCACCAGCCAGCUCAUUGGGACCAUUUUCUUCUGUGUGGGAAUCACAACUCUGCUGCAGACGACAUUUGGGUGCAGGUUACCCCUGUUUCAGGCCAGUGCUUUUGCAUUUCUGGCCCCUGCUCGAGCCAUCCUGUCUUUAGAUAAAUGGAAAUGUAACACCACAGAUGUUUCAUUUGUCAACGGAACCACAGAACUGCUGCACACAGAGCACAUCUGGUACCCCCGCAUACGCGAGAUCCAAGGAGCCAUCAUCAUGUCCUCACUGAUAGAAGUGGUCAUCGGCUUCCUAGGCCUGCCCGGCGCUCUGCUGAAGUACAUCGGGCCCCUGACCAUUACGCCCACAGUGGCCCUCAUUGGCCUCUCUGGUUUCCAGGCAGCAGGAGAGAGAGCGGGGAAGCACUGGGGCAUCGCCAUGCUGACAAUUUUCCUUGUAUUACUGUUUUCUCAAUAUGCCAGAAAUGUUAAAUUUCCCCUUCCAAUUUACAAGUCCAAGAAAGGAUGGACUGCGUACAAGUUACAGCUUUUCAAAAUGUUCCCUAUCAUCCUGGCCAUCCUUGUGUCCUGGCUGCUCUGCUUCAUUUUCACAGUGACAGAUGUCUUCCCUCCCGACAGCACCAAGUAUGGCUUCUACGCUCGAACAGACGCCCGGCAGGGUGUGCUUCUGGUGGCCCCGUGGUUUAAGGUUCCGUAUCCCUUUCAGUGGGGCCUGCCCACCAUCUCUGCAGCUGGUGUCAUUGGCAUGCUCAGCGCUGUUGUCUCCAGUAUUAUCGAGUCUAUCGGGGACUACUACGCCUGCGCAAGGCUGUCCUGUGCCCCGCCGCCGCCCAUCCAUGCAAUAAACAGGGGGAUUUUCGUGGAGGGUCUCUCCUGUGUUCUCGAUGGCAUAUUUGGUACUGGGAAUGGCUCUACUUCAUCCAGUCCCAACAUUGGAGUUUUGGGAAUUACUAAGGUCGGCAGCCGCCGGGUGAUACAGUAUGGGGCUGCCCUCAUGCUGGCCUUGGGCAUGAUCGGCAAGUUCAGCGCCCUCUUCGCCUCCCUUCCGGACCCUGUGCUUGGCGCCCUCUUCUGCACUCUCUUUGGAAUGAUCACAGCCGUUGGACUCUCUAACCUGCAGUUUAUUGAUUUAAACUCUUCCCGGAACCUCUUUGUGCUUGGCUUUUCCAUCUUCUUUGGGCUCGUCCUUCCAAGUUACCUCAGACAGAACCCUCUUGUCACAGGGAUAUCGGGCAUUGAUCAAGUGCUGAACGUUCUCCUCACCACGGCUAUGUUUGUAGGAGGCUGUGUGGCUUUUAUUUUGGAUAACACCAUCCCAGGUACUCUGGAGGAGAGAGGAAUCCGGAAAUGGAAGAAAGGCAUAGGCAAAGGGAGCAAGUCGCUUGAUGGCAUGGAGUCCUAUGAUUUGCCAUUCGGCAUGAACAUCAUUAAAAAAUACAAAUGCUUCAGCUACUUACCCAUCAGCCCAACCUUUGUGGGCUACACGUGGAAAGGCCUCGGGAAGAGCGCAAACAGCCGGAGUCCGGACAAGGACUUGCAGGCCACGGUAUAGCCGUAGCUUGCCCUGUGGCCUGGCCGCAGUGAGGCAUGAUCUGUAGUUUCUUGCUGAGCAACAAGCAGUAACAUGUAUGUAUGUGUACCUGCAUUUACAUUCUGUACCCCAGCGCUAAGACAGAUUGCAAGUAGCUUUUUUUGUUGUGAGUGGUGAUCGUGUCUAAUAUAGUGUCUCUCCUCUCUCCUUAUUUAAGCCCCAACCCUUUGCCCUUGAGAAUGUCCACUGCUGGCUGUGGUCACUGAACUUGAAAUUCCUGCCCUCCUGUGGGAGUAGAUGUCUGAAAUCCACAGCAAUUCCUUGUUUUCAGCCCCCCUCCCACCACCCAGGCUAGCUUUCUUACAGGCCGCCUCCAGGGCAGGGGUGGGGAACGUCUGGCCCUGCCAAGGCAGCCUCUGGCAGGACUCGAAAUUCGAUAAAUCUAGGAGCUUUUUUCAUA
This is a messenger RNA of Myotis davidii, 2688 nucleotides long. RefSeq names its product solute carrier family 23 (ascorbic acid transporter), member 2 (gene SLC23A2). The record is from RefSeq and is a predicted model, not a curated record. Gene Ontology annotation, biological process: L-ascorbic acid metabolic process; transmembrane transport. Gene Ontology annotation, molecular function: transmembrane transporter activity. Gene Ontology annotation, cellular component: membrane. Lineage: Eukaryota; Metazoa; Chordata; Mammalia; Chiroptera; Vespertilionidae. The transcript has 16 exons. The coding region runs from base 297 to 2249 and encodes 650 amino acids.